CGUGCGGCUGCUGCUGCUGCUGCUGCUGGGGCUUCCCUGGCUCUUCUGGCUGGGCUUCUCUUUGUAGGGGCUGCAGCCGGGAGGGCUCAUGGCCUGCCUGAUGGCCGCUUUCUCCGGGGGCGCUGCUCUGAAUGCCAACAAUUCUGCACCUGCUAUGCCUGAGCCAAAGUCAGUAGGUUGUGUUUCUGUGGAUGAAGUGGUCUCUACUGGCACAGACACACAGGAGGUCCAUUUGCUCAGUGGCCAUUUGAAAAAGGUGGACAAUGCUUUGACAGAAGCCCAUCGCUUCUUCUCUCUUCCCCGAAGACCAGCUGUGAACAUUGAGUUUAAAGAUCUCUCCUACUUCCAGGAAGGACCAUGGUGGAAAGGAAGGGGUUUCAAGACUCUGUUUGAAGGGAUUUCAGGAAAGUUCAGCAGUGGAGAACUUGUGGCAAUCAUGGGUCCUUCUGGAGCUGGAAAUCAACACUCAUGAAAUCUUCUGGCAGGAUACAGAGAGACAGGGAUGAAAGGAGAGAUUAUGAUAAAUGGACAACCUCGUGAUCUGCGUUCUUUCCGCAAAGUCUCCUGCUAUAUAAUGCAAGAUGACAUGCUACUUCCACAUCUUACUGUCCAAGAAGCCAUGAUGGUAUCAGCUCAUCUGAAACUUCAAGAAAAAGAUGAAGGCAGGAGGGAAAUGGUAAAGGAGAUUUUGACAGCUCUGGGUUUGAUGCCAUGUGCCAAUACAAGAACUGGAAGUCUUUCAGGAGGCCAGAGAAAGCGUCUUGCUAUUGCUUUGGAAUUGGUGAACAAUCCACCUGUUAUGUUUUUUGAUGAACCCACCAGUGGCCUGGACAGUGCAUCUUGCUUUCAAGUUGUCUCUCUGAUGAAAGCUUUAGCACAGGGUGGUCGCUCUAUCAUCUGCACCAUUCACCAGCCCAGUGCCAAACUCUUUGAGCUCUUUGACCAGCUCUAUGUUUUGAGCCAAGGGCAGUGCAUUUACCGUGGGAAGGUGUUAAAUCUCGUCCCCUACUUGAGAGAUUUGAGUUUAAAUUGUCCAACAUACCACAAUCCAGCAGAUUUUGUGAUGGAGGUAGCCUCUGGGGAGUACGGGGACCAAAACAGUCGACUUGUAAGAGCUGUCCAAGAGGGAAAGUGUGAUGCAGAUUACAAGAGAGACUCUGGGGGAGAAAGUGAACUUAACCCCUUCCUAUGGCACAGACCAUCUGAGGAGGAUUCUUCAUCCACAGAAGGGUCAAGCUUCUCAGCGAGCUGCCUUACACAGUUUUGCAUUCUGUUUAAAAGAACAUUCUCACCAUAUGAGGGAUUCCAGGUCCUAACACAUCUACGGAUUACAUCACACAUUGGAAUGGGACUUCUCAUAGGACUACUGUAUCUAGGAAUUGGAAUGAAGCAAAGAAGGUCUCAGCAUUCGGGCUUCCUCUUUUUCCCCAUGCUGUUUCUUAGUUUUGCUGCUCUCAUGCCAACAGUCCUUACAUGGGAGUAUGAUGUUCCUCUCGAGAUGGGUGUAUUUCUUAGAGAGCAUCUGAAUUACUGGUACAGUCUGAAGGCUUACUACUUGGCUAAAACCAUGGCUGAUGUCCCUUUUCAGGUUAUGUUUCCUGUAGCUUAUUGCAGUAUUGUAUAUUGGAUGACAGCACAGCCCUCCGAUGCAUUACGCUUUGUCCUGUUUGCAGCACUGGGGACCAUGACUUCACUUGUAGCUCAGUCGUUGGGACUUCUGAUUGGGGCAGCAUCAACCUCUCUCCAGGUGGCAACAUUUGUAGGUCCUGUCACAGCCAUCCCAGUUCUGCUCUUCUCAGGAUUCUUUGUGAGCUUUGAUACCAUUCCAGCAUACCUCCAGUGGAUGUCCUACAUCUCUUAUGUCAGGUAUGGAUUUGAAGGUGUCAUUCUUUCCAUCUAUGGUUUGGAUCGAGAGGAUCUUCAUUGUGACAAAGAUGAUACUUGCCAUUUCCAAAAAUCAAAAGCUAUUCUUAAAGAACUGGAUGUAGAAAAUGCUAAACUUUAUUUGGAUUUUAUUGUGCUUGGAAUUUUCUUCAUCUCCUUACGCCUCAUUGCCUACUUUGUUCUCAGAUACAAAAUUCGAGCAGAGAGGUAGAGAUAAAGCUAAUGCAACAACAUGCAGUUGUGGACUGUUUUUAUUUGUCUGAUUGUGACAGACAAAUCUUCUGUGCCCACGUGCAAAUGAUAUUGUGAUCUAGUCUCUAGAAAACCAUGUCAUACUGGACUAGCAGAUGCAUAGGCACAGUUCUGGUUGGGUUAGGUCAUAUCUGAGUUAUACUUUCUAGCUUUAUAUGAGAAGAAAAUGAAGAUGGGAAUGUUGUUUCACAUCUAAAAAAUACUGGUACCAAUUACAGAAACUUUCUCUUAUGGAAAUUGAUUCUUGUAAGCUUGCUGUCGUAAAAACAGCUAGAGAAUUUUUGUCUAUGUUUCAUUGACUAAGACCUGGAAAUGUGGUGGAAUGCAGGAUCAUCUCUUCCUAGAUCAUCAAGACUUCAUCUUUGCAAAUUUCCUACAUUUUUGCAAGUCUUUUUCCCCACAAGAAACACCCUGUGGAAGAAGAAGUCUUCAAGUUAUCCAUGUUGUCUCUCUGAAGUGAAUAGAUACAUGGGGUGGAGUUGGAGGUUGGGAAAUGGCUAGAAGUAAUUUGAUACUUGUUGAUUUCCUUUAUAUACAGAACUCUGGUGCUUUAUACUCAUGAGCUGGUCUCACAUCCCCAAAUUGUAAUCUUAGAAUAAAAUGUCAAAUUCCUAAGUACAGUAGAUGCUCUAAAAGAAUUUUAAAGAGUAAGAGAUGUAUCUGUAAACUGGUCAUAAUUAGAAUUCUGCCUUUAUGAUACCCUUUCAAUUCAGUUAUUAUCCAUAUUAACUACCUCCCAUGAAUGCAGAAGCUAAGAACUUCAGUGCUGGUUGUCAGACACAGCCAAAACAAAAUAGAAUCGGAUCUUAAAGCCUGUUUGAAUGUUUUAAAAUAACACAGAGUCUGAUAGGGCUGUCCAUGAGUUGAUGUUAUUGAAUGCAUAUAUACUUCUAAAAAGUCUCAGUGGUGAAUAUGCAGUUCUUCCAGUCUUGGCAAAAUUGGUGUGGACUGUAAAUACCAAAGCAUGUCACUUCUGUUUUUUAUCAGUCUGCCUGACAGACAUUUCUCAAAACACUGUUUGGUGCACUGAUAUCACAAGCCUGUGAAUAACUAACUGGCCCAUUCAAAUGAAGGUAAUAUAUCUUCUGCCUUUCUCUGUGGCAGAUUGUAACCAAUUGUUCCAAAUAAUUAACCAUUUUUGUAAACCAGUUAACAUCUUAUUUGUCCUCCAAAUUAAGCUACACUUGUAAAAUUGAUCCUAAAGGACUGUAAUGUUACUGUGUCCUCAUUUCAGCAAAUCCAAAGAUCUUCCAUAUUAAUUUGUGUUGUCAUUGUGGCUUGCUACAACAGUCUAACUAAAAUCUUUGUCUUGAAAGCUAACAUUGUAAAAAGAAGUACAGCAUUCAAGGCCUGGAUGUUUAGCUCAAUCCAGUAUUUUCAGGUUGGGACAGUAUGUUAAGUUCACUUCCAAUUCAUGUAAGCUUUCUUUCUGAUUACCAGAAGCUUUGUUACAGCUGCACAUUUAUUAUUAAAUGUUUAGGUGGGGGAGGGGGAAAUUGGACCAUAGUGUGGUAGAUGCUGAGAUACUCUUUUUGUGUGUGCAAUCUAGCAAGAGACAUCAUUAAAGAGUCUAUUUUUAGCA
Messenger RNA from Sceloporus undulatus (fence lizard), 3718 nucleotides. RefSeq names its product ATP binding cassette subfamily G member 1 (gene ABCG1). Gene Ontology annotation, molecular function: ATP hydrolysis activity; ABC-type sterol transporter activity; ATP binding. NCBI's taxonomy places the organism in Eukaryota, Metazoa, Chordata, Lepidosauria, Squamata, Phrynosomatidae. Gene Ontology annotation, biological process: cholesterol homeostasis. The record is from RefSeq and is a predicted model, not a curated record. Gene Ontology annotation, cellular component: plasma membrane.